GUUAUCACUUAUUUGAGGCAUUAGCAAAGCAAAGUUUCUUUUUCAUUCCUGAAUCAUAAAGUGGGUCUCUAAUCUAGAAUAUCUAAUAGGAGUUUAAUGAAGGGAAACCCCAAUCCUAAUCCCAAACAGUUAGAAUUGUUGAUCAGGUUGAUUGACUGCUAAACUUUUUAUAUGUUCCUUCAUCUGAAGUCUGUCAAAAUUGCUUACUUCUGUUAUAAUUCCUAGACCUUUUUGUGAUCUUGGUUUGCUUGCCAUGACAUUCAGUGGAUGGUGAAAAUGGGCUGCACAACAUUUGCCUGUAAGACGCGACCUGGACAAAACCAUCUCAAGCUGAUUUAUUGGAAGAUUCCUUUCUUAAGGCUUGUUUCAUGGCAUGUCCCAGAUUCGAGAAUCCAGCAGCGCUGUGGUGAAGGUCUUAUUGAGCGUAACUCCUCCUACUAGACAUGCCCGCUAAUUAAGGAACUUCCAACUGCACCAUUUUCUCUCCAAACAGCGCAAAGUGUCCAAUGAGUAAGAGAGGAGAGACAUCAGAGCCUACAUCUACAUCCGGCAAUUUUAUUUCUUUUACUUUCUUUUUUUUACGUACAACUUUGUGUAGAUGACGUCACUGCAAGAGGAGUGCGCAUCGUGCUGAAUUCAUCCUGACUUUGAAUUCACUUUGAGAGGCUUUACGUUUAAGAGCAAGAACAUGACACCAACAGACUUCCUGCUCGAAUGUCGACUGAAGAACUGAGACAUCUUUCGCAUUUCGAAAUGAACCCCACUGUAGAUAUCAUGCCGUCCGCCAAGGUGAACAUGAACAAGGUGAUUCGCGAGGGCUGCGAGCCAAACCCGUUGGAACGACUUCCGCCUCCCGCGAGCUCUAACAAACCCCUCACGCCUUUCAGCAUCGCAGACAUUCUCGGGAACCCGAGUGGAGGCACGCGCGCUCACCUGAGUUCACCUGUGCGCGCGAAGCACCGCAUCACGUCUCCCGUGAAUCAGACGUCACCGCUGUGCGCCCUGCAGGAGCUGACUAGUAAAACCUUCAGAGGUCUGGAGCUGGGUGUGCUCCAAGCAGCAGAGGGUAGAGAUGGACUCAGUGCCUUUGGCCAACGGAGCAACCCGAAAAAGCGCAGAAAGUCCAGGACUGCAUUCACACACCACCAGAUCUACGAGCUGGAGAAACGUUUUUUGCGUCAGAAGUAUUUAUCUCCCGUGGACCGGGACCAGGUCGCGCAGCAGUUAGCGUUAACCAACGCGCAGGUCAUCACAUGGUUCCAGAACCGCCGCGCCAAACUAAAGCGGGACAUGGAGGAGCUGAAAGCGGACGUGGAGUCGGCCAGAGCAGUCGGGGCCGUGCCUUUAGAGGAAACAGCCGCACUGGGUGAACUGGAAGGAAGUGCGACAGAAAGCAGUGGACACAUGGGGACACGGUGGUCCUCUCAGCUCAGACACGAGCUGCAGAGCACGCACAAAUUGCACAUGUUGUGCACCACGUCGGCUUCCUUUUCAGACCACAUAAGUCACACUGACUCUGAAGACGAGGACGUGGAAAUAGACGUGGAUGACUGAUUGCUCACCCGGGUGGGGAGAGAGUUAAAUGACUCCGUUUUUUAUUAAUAUUCCUGCUCUGUUUAUUAAAAUCAUGGAUUAAGAUGCUCUCACGUUUCGUCAUGCUGCUGUCAUUGCAUUUUUCAAACGCCUUUAUCCAGCUUGACUUACAUUUAUCUUAUUUAUACAACUGAGCAGUUGAGGGUUAAGGGACUUGCUCAAGGGCCCAGCACUGGUAGUUUAGGAGUGCUGGGAUUUGAACUCAUGACCUUCUGAGCAGGCAUCCAACAUCUCUAACCACUGAGCCACCACUGCCACCCAUGUCACUUUGUGCUCAAGUUUCGGUCUGGGGUUUGAUUUACAGCCUUUAUGGGCUUCAUAAACUCAUCUACGAGUAUUUAUAACAGAUGAGUUUAUCCAGUUUGUACAAUGAGAGUUGUAGAAUAUUGUUGAAUGAAAACCUAUUACCUCUACAAGUGCCUCAAUUCUAGGCAUUUAUUUUAUUUUAUAGACCAAUUCUGUUUAAAUGUGUUUGAGAAUAAAGCUAAUUGUUUAC
Molecule: messenger RNA, 2089 nt
Organism: Ictalurus punctatus (channel catfish)
Lineage: Eukaryota; Metazoa; Chordata; Actinopteri; Siluriformes; Ictaluridae
Gene: lbx1b
Product: ladybird homeobox 1b
Exons: 3
Coding region: 715-1554 (279 amino acids)
Biological process (GO): regulation of DNA-templated transcription
Molecular function (GO): DNA-binding transcription factor activity, RNA polymerase II-specific; DNA binding
Source: RefSeq, a predicted model, not a curated record